GAUUUUUCUAGCAUGCCCAAAGAUUGCAAGGAUCUUCAAGAAAAUGGACAAACCAUCACAGGGGUGUAUGAUAUAUACCCCUACAGAACAUUAACCAUUCCAAUAAGUGUCUACUGCGACAUGACCACGAUGGGCGGUGGAUGGACAGCAAUUCAGAAACGCGUAGACGGAUCCGUAACCUUUGACAGGAACUGGACGGAUUAUAAGAAUGGCUUUGGUUCACCAGAACAGGAUGUCUGGAUUGGAAAUGACGUAAUCCAUAAAUUAACAAAAGAAAACCCAUCAUCCCUGUAUGUGUCCAUCACUCUUCAGAAUGGUUCAACGCUGUAUGAAAUGUACGACCGAUUCUCUGUCUCUGACGAAGCAGGCAAAUAUCAACUGUUUCUUGCAGGACCUGCCACGGGAACUAUAGGGGACAGAGACAGUAUGUUAGAUACUGGUGAUUCUGACUACAAUCUGUCUGGGAUGUACUUCAGUACCCCGGACAGAGAUAACGACGGGUGUAGCUGUAACUGUGCUGCUGUCAGUACCCGUAGAGGAGGCUGGUGGUUUAACAGAUGUCACCGAGCCUUCCUUAACGGACAAUGGUCCCCGGAGUCCUGGUCCUGUCCAUGGUGUCCCACAGUAAGGAGUGGGACGUCAGUGAGGGGAACCAUCAUGAUGAUUAGACGUAACUAG
This is a messenger RNA of Saccostrea cuccullata (small rock oyster), 678 nucleotides long. RefSeq names its product angiopoietin-2-like. The transcript has 5 exons. Bases 13 to 678 code for a protein of 221 amino acids. The record is from RefSeq and is a predicted model, not a curated record. Lineage: Eukaryota; Metazoa; Mollusca; Bivalvia; Ostreida; Ostreidae.